This is a messenger RNA of Brassica oleracea var. oleracea, 2802 nucleotides long. Its product is annotated as probable galactinol--sucrose galactosyltransferase 5. Lineage: Eukaryota; Viridiplantae; Streptophyta; Magnoliopsida; Brassicales; Brassicaceae. The transcript is spliced from 5 exons. Gene Ontology annotation, molecular function: galactinol-sucrose galactosyltransferase activity. The record is from RefSeq and is a predicted model, not a curated record. Bases 211 to 2547 code for a protein of 778 amino acids.
AGGUCCCGCUUUCUUGCUCAUUCUCUUCGAUGUCGUCAUACCAAAUCUCUAUAUAUUGACAUUUCCAAACUCUCUUCCAAUCCAUAAUCUCAUCAAAUAAUCGCACUUAGGGGAAGUUUACAAAAUUCAUCAUCUCCGCUACUAUAUAAGUACGUUCUUCUUCCUUCAUCUAAUCCAACUUAACCAAAAAACCCACUCCCUUCAGCGAAAAUGGCUCCACCGAGCGUAAUUAAAUCCGAUGCUGCAGUCAACGGCAUUGACCACUCAGGAAAGCCUCUUUUCCGGCUAGAGGGUUCCGAUCUCCUAGCCAAUGGUCACGUUGUCUUAACCGAUGUACCGGUUAACGUGACUGUCACUUCUUCGCCUUACCUAGCCGACAAAGACGGAGAACCAAUGGACGCCUCUGCCGGUUCGUUCAUCGGGUUUAACCUCGACGGCGAGCCACAAAGCCGCCACGUGGCAUCCAUCGGCAAACUCAGGGAUAUUCGGUUCAUGAGCAUAUUCCGUUUCAAGGUCUGGUGGACUACUCACUGGGUCGGUUCCAAAGGAUCCGACAUCGAGAACGAGACCCAGAUCAUCAUCCUCGAGAACUCCGGAUCCGGACGUCCUUAUGUUCUCCUUCUGCCGCUUCUCGAAGGCUCUUUCCGUUCGUCCUUUCAACCUGGAGAAGACGAUGACGUGGCGGUCUGUGUCGAAUCCGGGUCGACCCAAGUGACCGGGUCGGAGUUUCGUCAGGUUGUGUAUGUUCACGCCGGAGAUGAUCCGUUCAAGCUCGUGAAAGACGCGAUGAAAGUGGUCAGGGUUCAUCUGAACACCUUCAAGCUUUUGGAAGAGAAAACGCCGCCGGGGAUCGUCGAUAAGUUCGGGUGGUGCACGUGGGAUGCGUUUUACUUGACGGUGAACCCUGAAGGUGUUCAUAAGGGUGUUAAGUGUCUCGUCGACGGUGGUUGUCCGCCGGGUUUGGUUCUGAUCGACGACGGUUGGCAAUCAAUUGCACAUGAUUCCGAUGAUAUCGAUGUUGAAGGGAUGAGCUGUACCGUCGCCGGGGAGCAAAUGCCUUGCAGGCUUCUGAAAUUUCAAGAGAACUUCAAGUUCAGAAACUACGUCUCUCCCAAAGACAAAAACGAAGUCGGGAUGAAAGCUUUCGUCAGAGAUCUGAAAGAUGAAUUCUCCACCGUUGAUUACAUCUACGUCUGGCACGCGCUUUGUGGUUACUGGGGAGGUCUUCGUCCCGGAGCUCCUACUCUUCCACCGUCAGCUAUUGUCCGGCCAGAGCUCUCGCCGGGGCUUAAGUUGACGAUGCAAGAUCUCGCCGUUGAUAAGAUCGUCGAUACCGGAAUCGGAUUCAUCUCGCCGGACAUGGCGAACGAAUUUUACGAAGGUCUUCACUCUCAUCUUCAAAACGUCGGCAUUGACGGCGUUAAAGUUGACGUUAUCCACAUACUGGAGAUGUUGUGCGAGAAAUAUGGCGGGAGAGUUGACUUGGCUAAAGCUUACUUCAAGUCGUUGACGUCGUCAGUGAAUAAGCAUUUUGACGGUAACGGCGUUAUCGCCAGCAUGGAGCACUGUAAUGACUUCAUGUUCCUUGGAACCGAAGCCAUCUCUCUAGGUCGUGUCGGUGAUGACUUUUGGUGCACGGAUCCAUCAGGCGACAUUAACGGCACAUAUUGGCUGCAAGGAUGUCACAUGGUCCACUGUGCAUACAACAGUCUUUGGAUGGGAAAUUUCAUCCAGCCUGAUUGGGACAUGUUUCAGUCCACACAUCCUUGUGCUGAGUUCCAUGCUGCUUCUCGGGCCAUCUCCGGUGGGCCCAUUUACAUCAGCGAUUGUGUGGGCCAGCACGAUUUCGAUCUCUUGAGGAGACUCGUUUUGCCUGACGGUUCGAUUUUGAGGUGUGUGUACUAUGCUCUCCCAACUCGUGACCGUCUCUUUGAAGACCCUCUCCAUGAUGGCAAAACCAUGCUCAAGAUUUGGAACUUGAACAAGUACACUGGAAUCAUCGGAGCAUUCAACUGUCAAGGAGGAGGAUGGUGCAGAGAAACUCGACGCAACCAAUGUUUCUCCCAAUGCGUUAACACGUUAACCGCCACAACAAAUCCUAAUGACGUUGAGUGGAACAGUGGGAGCAACCCGAUCUCCAUUGAAAACGUUGAAGAGUUUGCUUUGUUCUUGUCUCAAUCCAAGAAGCUUGUGCUGUCCGGGCCAAACGAUGAUCUCGAGAUCACUUUGGAGCCUUUCAAGUUCGAGCUCAUCACUGUCUCACCAGUUGUCAUCAUUGAGGGCAGUUCGGUUCAGUUUGCUCCAAUCGGAUUGGUUAACAUGCUGAACACUAGCGGUGCGAUUCGAUCCUUGGUGUAUCAUGAGGAAUCCGUUGAGAUCGGUGUUCGUGGUGCUGGAGAACUCAGGGUUUAUGCAUCGAAGAAACCCGUGAGCUGCAAGAUUGAUGGUGAAGCUGUUGAGUUUGGGUACGAAGAGUCAAUGGUGAUGGUUCAAGUGCCUUGGUCUGCACCAGAGGGUUUGUUGUCUUCUAUUAAGUAUUUGUUUUAGAGUUAUAGAAGGUGCUUAUUUGUAUCCUUCUGAACUCCUUAAUUAUGAGCUCCGUGCCGUUUGUUUUUCUAUAUGGUUUCUGAGAGUGAACAACUAAAAUUUACCCAUUAGGGUAUAAGUUAUUGGCUUAUAAUUGUUUCUUUUGUUUUGUUUUCAGUGGUGUAGUUUGUCCUGUCACUAUUAUUUUUCAUAUUUAUUUGUGAAAGAUAAUAUUUGAUGUUUGAGCUGGUUGGCUGAAUACAACUAAGUUUUCAA